AUGGAUAAAUUAUUUUUGCAAUUGAAUGUGUGCACAGAGUUGAUUGACAAGUUUACAAACAUUGAGUCGUUGAAUAGAUUUUGUGCCACAUUUCACAAGUUUGCAAGUAAAUUAAAGAACUUCUUGCCCAAAACUGAUGUGGAUGGAUAUAGUAAAAUACACAUCGAGACGAUUUAUCUAUGUUUCACGCAAAUCAUCACCUGUAUUACGCAAUUGGAACGCACCAUCAAUAUUGAGGAAUCAGGUGGUUCUCCCCUGUUGGCAACUCGAACACAUUUUCGGGAUCGCAUCGAGUGGUGUCUGCGUCGGCUGCAGGCUUCGAUAUAUCAGCUGAAUGAGGAGGCAAUAGCCAGCACUCCAGUCAAACUGGAGGAUCUGUCGUUUGUGGAGCUGUUGGAUUUGGCGCUGGAUAAAUUGGAGAGCUAUAGCGACAUAGUGGAGGAGGAGCAGGAUGACCCUUUCGAUGCUAGAGAGCAGCUUCAGCUAAUGGAUCAAGUUAAUCACAUUGUCCGGCAUGCUUUGGCCUUUGCCAAUGUCGCACUCGAGUCGGAUAAGAAGGCCCUGACUGCCAUCUGUGAAACGGUUCUAGAUGAAUGUGUCACUUUUGAAAAGAACUUUGAGAACUAUAAUCGAAAUGAGCGUAAAUUGGAAGCUUUGUCUCUGCAAAGAGCCCUGUAUUCAGUGGAAACAUAUCUGAAUGAAGCUCUAUUGCGCCUGAUCUUCAACAGCCUCGGGGAGACAUCUUAUAUAAGUGAAUUGAAAAACGCUUUGCAACAGGGCGAAUCUUCGGCUGAUGUGAAGAAAUUGAUUUGUGAUUUCGACAUCAAUGUGGAUCGCAUACAACAGAUCGGCGUCUUUGCCAUAGCCUUUACUCCAGAUGUGAAAACGAAGACAAUCAUCCGAAGUUGUUUGGCCUCUUUGGAGUCCUUGGAUGCGUGUAUUGUACCCGCAUUUCAAUUCCAAGCUACGACUUCGGCUUUAUACCAUGCAGACAUUCUGGAAAAUCAUUUCAAGGAAGAGCUACUGAUGUUUCGCAAUGUUGUUCACGAAAUAAUUGACAGUCGAGCCUUGAUCAGCAACUAUUUGGAUAUCUUAGACGAGAGCAUUGACAAUGCAGCGACACUCUAUCCCAAGGGCCAUUUACUGAAAGUAAGCCAAAUGGGAAACGUUUUAUUCGAACACUUUCAGCUUAAGGUGAACUAUCAAGAGCUAACUGAGGAUGUAGAAGGCAAACGAUUGCAUCAAGAUUUUAUUGCGAUUUUACGUGAAUGCCAGGCAGUACUUGAAAUAUCCAUUCAAGUAGAUCUGAAACGUAUUAUAAAGCGUUUGAAGAUUUUGUAUUCGGUUUUAGCAAAACUACGCGAUGUCUGCGAUAGACUAGUCUACCAGAGAUCUGUCUGCAAAAAUGAAAAGUCCAUGACGACAUCAACGCAAUUACGAAAUGCCUCUCAAUCAUUUGGUAAUCGGAAAAGAGAAAAUACUAUUGUAAAUAGGUCCUCAACAUCAUUAAAUCAGGAGAGUGAUCUUUUAAGUUUUCACCUGACUGAAAUUCUGCGUAUAACUUAA
This is a messenger RNA of Drosophila arizonae, 1566 nucleotides long. RefSeq names its product Serendipity alpha (gene Sry-alpha). NCBI's taxonomy places the organism in Eukaryota, Metazoa, Arthropoda, Insecta, Diptera, Drosophilidae. Gene Ontology annotation, molecular function: beta-catenin binding; actin filament binding. Gene Ontology annotation, biological process: cell-cell adhesion; cell migration; cellularization. The record is from RefSeq and is a predicted model, not a curated record. Gene Ontology annotation, cellular component: membrane; catenin complex; adherens junction.